Messenger RNA from Sorghum bicolor (sorghum), 2163 nucleotides. RefSeq lists its product as uncharacterized. Bases 507 to 1745 code for a protein of 412 amino acids. The transcript has 2 exons. Gene Ontology annotation, cellular component: membrane. Lineage: Eukaryota; Viridiplantae; Streptophyta; Magnoliopsida; Poales; Poaceae. The record is from RefSeq and is a predicted model, not a curated record. Gene Ontology annotation, molecular function: glycosyltransferase activity.
CGCCCGCGGCGACCUCACCGAGAAAGAGAAAUCUCGCUCGCGGUCGGGGCCGUCGCCUUCGCCAUUCCUCCGAUAAAUACGCGCGCGCUCGCUCCUCCCCCGAGCCCAGUCGCGUCGUCGCUCACUCCCCUCCCCUCCCCUCUCCACAUCCAGCUGCGUAUCCACCAAUCGACAGCGACCUCCUCCUCCACGCGCUCCCCUCCCCUCCCCUCCCUUUCCCUUCGCUCCCUCCUUAGCCGCUAAGCGUCCUCCCCUCCGCACCGCGCCGCGCCGCGUCCCGCCCCGACCUGCUCGCGCGGCUCCGCUCCGCUCGUCGGCGCCGUCGAGGACCACCCCAGCACCGGCGCUGCCCCCUACAAGAGGCGUCCGUCCGCCGCCUCACCGCACCAGCGAGCACCCGCUGCCGCCUCCUCCGCUCCCGAUCUCUCCACGCGGGCCGGAGAUCGGCCGCGGCGGGCUCCCGAUCCCGCCCGAUCUACCCACGCCCUCGACGCUCCCUCGCCGAGAUGUGGGGCGGCGACUCCAACGCGAAGCAGAUGCUCAAGUCCAGGGGCGGCACGGGCGGGGGGUUACCCACAUCCGGGGACGACGAGUCCGACUACUUCCCGCCGACCCCGCGCAAGGACAGCUGGUGGUCGACGGGGCUCCUCAAGCUCGUCACCGCCACCGUCAUCUUCAUGGGCGGCGUCGUGCUGGGCCUCUCCGUCAGCGGCAGCGUCGCGCGCUACUACUACAACGCGUCCCACGCCGAGCUCUUCUUCCCGACCACCACCUACAGCUGCGACCCGCGGGACAGGGACUGCGGGAUGGGGCUCGCGUUCAGGGCCUUCGUCCACCCGCCACGCCUCGCGCACUCCAUGACCGACGACGAGCUCUUCUGGCGGGCCUCCCUCGUGCCCAAGGCCGAAGAGUUUCCGUUCCAGCGGGUGCCUAAGGUCGCCUUCCUCUUCAUGGCGCGCGGGCCUCUCCCGUUCGCGCCGCUCUGGGAUAAGUUCUUCCGUGAUCACCAGGGGCUCUACUCCGUAUACGUCCAUACUGUGCCGGACUACAAGCUCAAUGUUUCCAAGAACUCCGCCUUCUAUGGCAGACAGAUCCCAAGCCAGGAUGUGUCUUGGGGAUCAAUAACCCUGGUGGAUGCUGAGAAGCGCCUGCUGGCCAAUGCCUUGCUGGAUUUCUCGAAUGAGCGAUUUGUGCUGCUGUCAGAGAGCUGCAUUCCUGUCUUCAACUUCCCGACUGUCUACGAGUACCUCAUCAACUCGGCACACAGUUUUGUUGAGUCCUACAACAUCGACACCCCUCAGAGUGCUGGGCGGUACAACCGUCGCAUGGCUCCUCACAUCAUGGCAGAUCAAUGGAGAAAAGGGUCAGAGUGGUUUGAGCUUAACCGUGAGUUGGCUGUCCAGAUAGUAGCAGACUACAAGUACUACUCGAUCUUCAGAAAGCACUGCAGGCCAUCCUGUUAUCCAGAUGAGCAUUACAUACCGACUUAUCUUCAUUUGUUCCAUGGGCCCCUCAAUGCCAACAGGACCAUCACAUGGGUUGAUUGGUCAAGAGGAGGCCCGCAUCCAGCAAGUUAUGGUGCUGCGGACAUCACAGAAGACUUCAUCCAGGCCAUCAGGAAUAAUGGUACGCAGUGCUUUUACAACUCGAAGCCCACCUCUGUCUGCUACCUGUUCGCGAGGAAGUUUGCUCCUAAUGCUUUGGGAAGGCUGAUGAACAUGACCUCGACGGUGUUGGACUUUUGAGUCGUUCACCAUGCAUCGUGGUCAGCAUUUCGCUACUGAGGUAUCUCUAUGGAUGCGCGUGCCAGUCGGGAACUAGAACUACUCUACCCUACUAGAUUGGAGUCGGCAACAUGUGUCUCACUAUAGAUGGAUGAUCAGAGAUGGCUUUUGGUGUAUGCGUCUCUCGCUCUCGCGGAUGAUGUGUGUGGGACAGUGAAAAUUGCUUCACUUAUCCUGAAGCUGAUUCCCUGAGUGAUCGACAGAUGGCACCGCUUACGGAGAUGACAUUUCUUUGACCUCCCAUUCUUUUUAAUAUAUCAUAGUCAUAUGAUAGAGGAUCACCUUCUUUUCUUCUUCUUCAUCCUCCCUAUCUACUGUAUUGACUUGGUCAGACACUAAUUUCUGUGAAUAUAACUUAUCGAUCAUUGCUUUACUUCAA